Molecule: messenger RNA, 4300 nt
Organism: Xyrauchen texanus (razorback sucker)
Lineage: Eukaryota; Metazoa; Chordata; Actinopteri; Cypriniformes; Catostomidae
Product: non-muscle caldesmon-like
Exons: 16
Coding region: 150-1961 (603 amino acids)
Biological process (GO): actin filament bundle assembly; angiogenesis; muscle contraction
Cellular component (GO): actin cytoskeleton
Molecular function (GO): calmodulin binding; actin binding; myosin binding
Source: RefSeq, a predicted model, not a curated record
GGAACCCAGAGUCCUCUUACUGAAGCAUGCAGAUUUGGGAGUGAAGGAGUCCGAUCCGCUGUCACUUUCUCUUUGCAGAUUUCUUCGCUCUUCCAAAGGACGCACUUUGUUUGCCUUAUUGCGCAGGGCCUUACUCUCAGGACUGAAGCAUGGAUGACGAUUUUGAACAGCGCAGGGAGCUCAGGAGACAGAAACGGGAGGAGAUGCGCUUAGAAGCAGAGAGGAUGGCAUAUCGUCGGAACGAGGAGGAUGAGGAAGAGGUGGCUCGUGAGCGCCGGCGUAGAGCGCGUCAGGAAAGACUGCGCAGUAAAGAGAGCGAGGAGUCGCCCUACCAACCUCAGAGCACAGAGCUCAACAACAGCCAUAGCAUGACAGUGUCAGAGAGUAUCUCAUCCUCAGUUGUGACCUCCAACUGGGCAGGUGAGGGAGAUGAUGAAGAACAAGCCCUGCUGGAUCGGCUGGCAAAGAGAGAGGAACGUCGACAGAAGAGAAUGAAAGAGGCACUGGACAGACAGAAAGAUGAAGAGACCAGCAACAUCUCCCACCACAGUCUGGAGGACACCAGCAUUGGUCUGCGGCGUGGCAGGAGCUACGAAGCAGAGGAGGAGCAGAACACCAAGGAGGAAGAGAAAGAGGAGGUGAAACAGGUUGAAGAGGAGGAGGCCCUUACAAGGGAGGAAAGAGAGGAGGUGGUGGAGGAGAAGCCAAUGAGGUCUUACUGGAGAGAACAGGAAUCCAUUGAGAACAUUUCUAAAAUACCAGACAAGGACAGUAGUGAGCAGGACCAUGUGCCUUCUUCUAAAGUAAAUGAGGUCAUUUUAAACAAAGACGCUGAUGGUUCUGCAGUUGUAUCAGAGACAGAUGUGGAAAAUGGCACCACAGUAUGCACAGAAGGUGUACAGGAGGAAAAGAGUGAGACAGAGGAAUUGACAGACAAUGGAUUGGAUGUAAUGAGUGUUGCAGAAAACUGUGAGAAAACGAAGAAAGAGUUUUCAGAAACUGAUGAGGCUUUGAUUGAAGAUGAAGAUGUGACGAGGAAGAAUAAACAGCAAAAUGGAGGAGUGUGUGAUGACAGCCCUCCCAAACACAAGAAAGCCGAGAGGACUAUCAGUCGAAGCAGCCUGCGUUCUACUGAGGUGCCGGAGGCUGAUGACGCAGAUGGUGAAGAUGCCCGCUUGGAGGCUGAAAGAAAGCUGGAGGAGCUGAAGAGACGGAGGGAUGAGAUGGAGAGCGAGGAGUUUGAGAGAAUGAGGCUGAAACAGCAGGAGGCCGAGGUAGAGCUGGAGGAGCUAAGGAGGAAGAGGGAGGAGAGGAGGAAGGUGUUGGAUGAGGAGGAGCAACAGAAGAAACAGGAGGAGACUGAGAGGAAAGCCAGAGAGGAGGAGGAAAAGAGGAGAAUGAAGGAAGAGAUUGAGAAGAGGAGAGCAGAGGCCGCCGAGAGGAGACAGAAGGUGGAGGAGUCAGUGGACGGAGAGGCCAGGAAGCCCUUUAAGUGUGUCAGUCCCAGAGGAUCGUCCCUGAAGAUUGGUGAAAGAGCAGAAUUUCUCAACAGGUCGGCACAGAAAAGUUCUGUGAAGGCAUCUCACACUCCUGUAGUGUCUAAGAUUGAUAACCGAUUAGAGCAGUACACCACCGCAGUGCAGGGCCAAAAUGAGGUCAGAUCUCCCCGAUCAGCUGCCAUAGAUCUUCCCAUGGUGACGGACGGUAUUCGUAACAUCAAGAGCAUGUGGGAGAAAGGGAAUGUCUUCAGCUCCGGUGGGAGUCCGGCAUCCACCAACAAGGAUGCAGCUGGAAUAAAGGUGGGUGUGGCCGGCCGCAUCAAUGAUUGGUUGAAUAAAACUCCAGAGAUGGGCAAAAUGUCUGGAGGAAGACCUGUGGACCUGAAACCGGGCGACGUGACCAGCAAACGCAGUCUAUGGGAAAACAAAGGUUCCUCUGCUACCAGGCCGUCCCCUUGCUAAUUGUCGACAGAUCUGAAAACCUUGAGGAGAGCAUCUAUCUUUCUCUCAUUCACUGCACUGAGAACAGGAAGUUCAGAGCUAUCCAGAGCUACUGAUUGUAGCUGAAGUCAUCAAAUGUGAAGGCUAGGGUAUACUUUGAUUUAUCGUGUGCUGUUCCGUCUCGCACACUGUCAGGUGCUCAGCCUUUUUAUAGUAUAAUCUUUUGACCACAAGCCCAUAUGGAAGUUUUCAAUGCACGCACUUUACGACUGCUUUAUGAUACUCUUUUAGCACAGUUAACAGCUGGCACAUGCGCCAAUGAUGUGCAAGGAUGCAGCAUGCCUAGAAAAACUAGGCUGCACGUGGACAGUCCAUGCGGAGUGUGUUGACGAUGAAAUUUGCAUCACACGCACUGUGCGCUAGACAUACCAGCACGCGGAAAACCAAAGUAUACUUUGACCUUUACUACUUGCUUUUUUCAUAACGUCCCAUAGGAAUGAACUGGAGAUUUAUGUGAUGAAAUGGAGAUUAAAUUAAUUUCAGUAAAAUGUUCUUUUAAUUUGGUGAAAAUUGAUUGGGUAUUAUUCAUAUUCAUUUUAAUGAAGUGUGACAUCGCAAAACAUCUUUUAUCUUGUCGUUUUUCUAUAAAGAAAAAUGUAUAGUACUUGAUUACAUACUGCAAAGACUGUGAAUCAGAAUGGAGGCAAAUGCUUAUCACGUCUACUGAAAAGAACAAAGCCCAUUUGAUAGCGAUUACAAGUUAUAACAUUGGUGUAAGUGUAUGGAACCAUAUUCACUACAAUACUGUACACAAUGAGUUACAUUUUUUACCUUAAAGCAAAUUUAGGUGUCCUUACUGAUGUAGCAUGUAAUUCUCCAGAUUUUUUGCUAUAAAAUUUAAAUAUAUUGUUUCUAUACUUCUAUAUCACCAAUUUUAAAUCAAUUGUUUAAUAUUUUUCAAUUGUUUUUAAUGUGAUUACAUCAUUUGCAAUGCUUCGUGAGAUUGUAGUUCAUUCCCUUAUUAAAGACGCCAAGAACACAGUCCUGUACCUUUGGUUUUUGUCCGAUUUUCAACUACUUUUUUGCUUCAAAUUGAAGUUUGUAAUGUUGUGAUUCACCUCAGAGCUGGUUGGUUUCUCACGGCUUAGAACUGUUUUUAUAAAGGAUCUUAAGAAAUGACUAUGGAAGUAAUUAAUGUGAAAAAUGCUUCCAAAACCGAGAUGGCCAAAAAAGUGGGUGGGCACUAUUGCGCUUUAAUCCAUUUCAAACUAUCCAAACAAGCAGUUCUUCAAUAGACUUGCGUUAGAAAAUGUGAUAAUAUGGCAGAUGGCAUUUGCCAUCACCCCUUUACAAUGGUAUUUGCUCAUUGUGAGAAGAUCUGUUUUAACAUAUGGAAGUUGCGCUUGGAACUAGCUGACCAAACAUGGGCCACUGUCCACACACACACACCCCUCACGAAUAGAAACCAGUUCCAACGCUUACAUGAGUUGAUCCAAUCAUCUGAACCUGAAAAGGCAUUCCCACAGGCCCUUGCCUUCUGUUAAGGCACAUUUGUAUAUGUGGAUGAUGUUGCACAGAUCACACCGAUAAUAAUUCUAGUCAUUCGUAGCUCUAUGUUUGGCCGUGCCAAGGGGAACGGGCACAAUAGAAGCUAUGGCUAGAUUGUGAGGAAGGCGUCAAGAUCAGGCCAAGGCCGUGGUAGGCCACAGACUGCAGUUUUGGACCAGAGCAUUUAAAGGACCGUUAAAUAGUGACGUAAAAGCCUAAUAAAGUAAAAUAUGUGGUCAUAACCACACUGAUGUUACCAAAACCAGCAGAGAUAAUGGGUCAUGCCUGGCAAGAAUGAACCUUCACUUGUAUGUGAAUUUGGAAAAAGAGCACUGUAUGUAACCACGCUAAGCAUGUUCCUGUCAUUGUACACGCAGCAUGUCAGCCACUAGCUCUUUCACUAAUGAAUUUUUGGAGCACAAAUGCACACAAUAUGAGAAAAAAUGUAUGUAAAAAUGAAAUGUUGCAUGAAAUGUGAAGACAUUAAUGGAAUACUAGGAGGUUGGGCUGGAAACCCUGCUGAAGAAAAAACAAACAGCCAAAGGGGAUUUGCUGGUCUUAGCUGGUUUGAGCUGGUUUAAAGUGCCUAAAUGUCUUUUCAAAUGUUACACCAGUCAACAGACAAACUAAGAACAGUAAACCGGGCUGUUUUUAGAUGUUUUCAGCAGGGAUGGGUUUUGCAAAACAGUUAAGCAAUGCUAAUUAGCAAGUUAGCAUUUAUUUUUAAUAAUCUUUUUCUUUCUUUCUCUCUCUCUCUCUCUCUCUCUCUCUCUCUCUCUCUAUUCUUUCAUCCUUUCUUUCUUUUGAUUUGU